CCGUGACAUACCUUGGUAUACAUAAUACUUAUACUUAACUAUCUUCAUUCUUCUCAUUCUCAUACUCAUACUCAUCCCGAUGAGUUGUCCAACUAUUCAUCACCUUCACAUAUGACACAUUAACCUAUCUUCACAAUGGCCAUCCCGGUGUCGUAUUAAACUGAUAUCUUGCUUGCAAGCGUAUUCAAACUUAUUUACUAAUACCCUCUUACCUAGGAGCUUUCUAGCUCUACUUCUACGAAGAUGCUACUACAAAUACAUCCAUUUUAUACACAGCGAAUAGCGCAGAACCAUACAAUAGAGCCAUUACCAAAUGACAUAACACCCUAGUCAAUUUAUAAGCCAGAAGAAUUGUAUUGCUUAACCACUAGUUAGGUACUGAGCAAAUUAUGGCUUCAAUAUUCACCUUUGAUCACGACCCUCCACGGGUAAAUUCCCCCUGGCAAUCCGCUCAGGAUGCCAUCAAGAGGCCCCAGGCUGAGCGUUCUGUCACCACCGGGGCUAUUGUUGAAUCAGAACAGUUCUCAGACUCCGACUUGGAAAGACUCGAAGCAGAGCCGCAAGAUGGCCCUAUCGAAUAUAAAUUACACCUCUUACUACGACCGCGGAGGGCUUAUAGUAAGAUGAGCACCACACUAAAAGUCUCAGGGUCUCAGGCGUCCAGACCAAUGCGAGAAGUAAAAUAUCCAAGGCAGUCUAGUGUACCGCUGGCCUCUUCGACCCAAACCAGACAGAACCGUCUCCAUCAUCUAACCACCCAGCUCCUUUGGAGGCUACAGCAGUCGUCGCCGUAUCAUUCUACCGCCAGAGGUGAUUUGGUCAUACCAAAAUUGCCCGAAGAUAUCGCUGAUCUCACAGCUCUUGAGAAGCCUGGAAAGUUGCUCCUAGGUCUUGAGGAGUCCAACGGGGCUCUCUACGAACUGGGUGUGGCUGACGAUGGAACAUUUGUGGGUUUAACCAAGGAUGAGAUGGACGAGAGUAUGACGACCCUAAAAGUAAUGGCUGCUAGUCUAGGCUGCAGAGUCGAAGUGCAACGGAUGAAAGCAGUUGGUGCCUGUGAGUGGACAGAUGACACUUCGGAAUCCAACGACCAAGUGCGAGUCGCCGAUCUUUGGGUCGCAGAGGCUCUCGUUAUCCCAGUCCUAAAUAUGCAGAGCAGUGAGCAUGAUCAACAGCCAAAUCAGAUGUAUUCUGCUCUGACAAGAGGUGCUUCACUUACCGAGCAGCUUCGUGUAUCGCUCAUUGGGCCAACAACAUCGGGUAAAACCACACUAUUAGGGACACUUUCCAACGGCACCCUAGAUAAUGGACGUGGAAGCAGUAGAAUCAACUUGUUAAGACAUCGCCACGAAGUUGCAUCCGGGCGGACUAGCUCCAUUGCCCAGGAACUGAUCGGCUACGGAGGACAGGAUAUAUUCAACUACAACGUUAAUAAUAUUAACGAAUGGCCCGAUAUCCAUGAUCGUGCAGAGAAUGGCCGGCUGGUAUUUCUAUUAGAUUCCGCCGGACAUCCGCGAUAUCAGCGCACGAUUUUUCGAGCCUUGGUCGGAUGGGCUCCUCACUGGACAUUGCUGUGUAUUCCUGCAAACGAAGAAGCUCUCCCCGCCUCCGGUGUCCAUUCGCUCUCUGGCGCAGAUGGGGUUGGGAUAACGUCAAUGGAGCUAGCUAUGGCACAUCUGGACUUAUCCUUAAAACUGGCAAUGCCCCUUGCUAUUCUCAUCACCAAGUCCGAGUUAGGACAGCGUACGUUGCUGAAGGAAAAAUUGAACGUAGUCUUCACCAAGGUUAAAGCUACGGGGAGAAUACCGAAGCUGUUGACCUCUCUUGCACGUGACGAGGACAGCCUUGCGGAGGUACCUGAUGUAGACUUGCGAAAAGUAGCGGAGGAAAUAAUCGACCCUAUUACCCGAUCUAGCGACCCGUUGUCUAUUGUUCCCAUUAUCCUUACGAGCGCCGUUAAAGGUAUAGGCAUUGGACUUACUCACGCCUUGCUCAGAAGCUUACCCGUUCCCCCUAUCCCAACAUCAAGGGACUUCGUCCCGCUCGCCUUAAAUCCCGAACAACCAGCUGCUCUCUUUCAUAUUGACGACGUUUUUGAAAUGUCGUUGAGCCGUGCUCAGAGUGCUGCAACUCCUGGGUUUAGCAGAAGCGCACCAGUAGUUACUGGCUAUUUGCGAUUUGGGAAGCUCUCCAUCGGUGAAAAGGUCGUGUUAGGGCCCUUCCCCGGGGACGACGAGGAUGCUGGCGCCCUGAUGCCAAACGAUCAUCCAUCACCUGGAUACGGCUUGUCAAUUCCUCAUCCUUCGUCCGCCGAGUUUGCUCGACUUAGCUCUCGCCAAAUCUUGUCAGCCUCGAAAAUCGAAGGCGAAUGGCGUACAGCAAUGAUUGUGAAUAUUCGUAACUUGAGGCUUCCAGUUCAAACUAUCGAGGCGGGACAGGCUGGCUCCAUCCAAGUUGUUUUUGACGAAGAUAAUAAGGAGGCACCUAAUACUAGCGAUGUGUCCGAAAACCCAAGAAUUUCGAACAAUAGAAUUCGCAAAGGCCAGGUCCUGGCUGUGCCUAGCCAACACAUGGUCCAGACCGGGCUUUCUCUACAGGCUGCUUCUAAUCUAACGGCUUCCUUCCCAACAUCGGACAUCAAGGGCUUGGCUGUGAAUACUCUGAUAAAUGCAUACGUGGGGAUGGUUCGUGCCGCCGUCCGGGUGCUACGGGUUACACUCCAAAAGUCUGACUUGGAUCCACGAAAAGCUACGACAGAAGAAGAUGAUGUUUUCGGCAUGAGUGGUCACUUCGAGCUCGAACGUACUAAGUCAGAAACAGACCUGGACGAAUAUCAUGCAGAAUACCACGUUUUGUUGGAAUUUUUGAAUAGCAGAGAAUGGAUCGAGCUUGGGUCUCAGAUAGUCCUCGUAGAAGGGGGAUCCAAAGACAAAUCAGGGCUUGAGGGUUACGUAGGUAAAGUGAUCGAGAUUGGUGAAUAGCUGGAAAGGUGUAUGACAUGGUAAUUUUCUUUAAAAUGGUACCUAUUUGCGGUGGAUUCUGGAUAUCACAUCAUCAGCGAGCAGCUAAGUUUAGCAACAUCAUUUGAAUUUGAAUAGACUUUGGACA
Molecule: messenger RNA, 3108 nt
Organism: Hypoxylon fragiforme
Lineage: Eukaryota; Fungi; Ascomycota; Sordariomycetes; Xylariales; Hypoxylaceae
Exons: 1
Coding region: 390-2981 (863 amino acids)
Biological process (GO): translational elongation
Molecular function (GO): GTPase activity; GTP binding; translation elongation factor activity
Source: RefSeq, a predicted model, not a curated record